UGAUAGUGUAUAAUUUUAGAUGACUUUGAUUUUUACAACACUAUCAUAAGUUACACGUUUUCUACCGGCUUACUCAACAUGUUUUGGUAAUGUAUAUAUGAAUGACAAGAAUGGAUGAACAGAAAAUUUUUAGAUCAAACAGAAGAUUCCAAAAAUUAAGUAUGUGCUGUAAUUUUUGUAUAGUAUAAAUUUUCACUUUAAAGAAACCAUUCAUUAAACGAAAGUGACUUGUUAACAUUUUGAGCAGUAUAUACCUCAAAAUUCUGUAAAGUACAGAAAAAAGAAUUACAUUAACAAUUGAAUGGAAGUUUUAAUUUAAUAGAGAAAAAAAAAUUGUAUAAGAAAUGAUAGAAUCACAUGAUUCUUUAUUGUUAACGAUUGUUGGUUCCCCUGAGAAAAAGUUGGCGUUUACUAAUUUUGCGUACGUCAAUGAUAAAACGUUUAAAGCAUUAAAAUUACUUAAGAAUGGAACUGCCGCAACAAUAACUAGUUCUGGGGAUAUACGUUGUGAAAUAAAAAGAAUCAUUUUGAAUAUAACAGUGCAUUCUUCGGUUGGUGAUAUGUGCAUUGCAUUAAGUCAGCCUCAUCGUGUUUCGGCUUCUGUUAACAUUAAUGACGCUGUUCUUGUUCAACCUUGGACAGCUAAACCAUGUUUAGCUGAUUAUGCCGCUCAAGAAAUUAAGUGCAAUAUUGGUACGAUCCUGCGUCAUCAAUCUGCUGAAGUGAUUGAAGAAGAUCUUGAAAAAGAAAUACAGAAUAGAUAUAGAGAUCACGUUUUGACGGUAGGACAAACAUUUGCUAUUCUUAAUCCAACCGACAAUAUAAUACUUUCAUUAACUGUGAGUGAAAUUGAAAAGUUACGUCUUCCUGUAUCAAAGGAUUAUAAUAAGGGAGCUUAUUUAAACAGAGGAGUUAUUAUUGACUCUACUGAUAUUGUAUUUUCAAUUGCAGAGGGUUUCAAUAUAACAAUAAAAAGUAACACAACACGUUGCAAAAAUUUGUUUGGGCGGGAGUUUGAUUUUCAACAAUUGGGAGUAGGAGGUCUUGAUAAGGAAUUUUCGGAUAUAUUUCGUCGUGCGUUUGCUAGUCGUAUUUUUCCAUCCUCUGUGUUAAAAGAAUUAGGGAUUCAACAUGUGCGGGGAAUGUUACUUUAUGGACCUCCUGGAACGGGAAAAACUCUCAUCGCUCGACAAAUCAGUCAUGCACUCCGUACUCGAGAACCCAAAAUUGUUAAUGGUCCAGAAAUAUUAAAUAAAUACGUAGGACAAUCUGAAGAAAAUAUACGAAAUCUAUUUAAGGAGGCUGAAGACGAUUAUAAAAAAAAAGGAGACGCUUCUCCACUUCACACGAUCAUUUUGGAUGAAAUCGAUGCCAUUUGUAAACAAAGAGGAACAACGUCUUCAUCAACAGGUGUGAAUGACUCAAUCGUUAAUCAACUUUUAUCUAAAAUUGAUGGGGUGAAUUCCUUGAAUAAUAUACUAUUGAUUGGAAUGACAAAUCGUUUGGAUAUGAUUGAUGAAGCUUUAUUACGCCCGGGACGUCUUGAAGUCCAUAUAGAAAUAGGCCUACCUAACGUGCAAGGGAGACUCCAAAUUCUUUCAAUUCAUACCAAUACAAUGUCAAAUUCAAAACGUUUAUCCGCGGACGUUUCAUUAACAAAUCUUGCGGAGAGAACACGCAAUUUUUCGGGCGCCGAAUUAGCAGGUCUUGUACGAAGUGCAGCGUCUUACGCCUUCAGCCGUAACGUAGAUGUUAAGGAUUUGUCACACACGCCUGAUAUUUCGUCUCUUCAAUUAUGUGAAUCGGACUUUGACAUGGCCUUGGGAGAAAUCAAACCAGCUUUUGGGGUGCAAACAGACGAACUUGAAGCGUGUUUAACGUGUGGAAUAAUAGAAUACAGUGACGCGUUCAAAAUACUUCAAACAAGCUUAGCUACAUUCGCUCAGCAAGUGCGGGAUAGUCCAAAUACACCCUUAUUGUCUUGUUUGCUACUGGGUGAAUCUGGCACGGGAAAAACAGCUUUGGCCGCGUUCACGGCUUUAAACGGGGAUUCUCCUUUUGUGAAAUUUGUAUCGCCAGAGCAAUUUGUUGGAUUCACGGAGUACGCACGUGUUUCUGCCAUCAAAGGUUUUUUUGAGGAUGCAUACAAAAGUGACUUUGGAAUUAUUAUUUUGGAUAAUCUUGAGCGACUUAUGGAUUACACACCGAUUGGAAGUCGAUUUUCUAAUAUGAUUUUACAAGCCUUGUUAGUUCUGGUGAAAAAGACUCCAACAAAACAGGGUCAUAGGCUUUUAGUUCUCGCAACAUCGUCCGAGCCUGACUUUAUGCGACACUCAGGCAUCACAUCAUCUUUUAACAUUGUGUUAGAUGUCCCUCCAUUAACCUCAACAAACCAUAUAAGAAAAGUUCUCGAGGUGGCAUCAGCUAAAAAGCAAAACUUUCCAAAUACGGAAAUUGAAUACGUUUGUGAACACCUGAAACAAUCGUUACCCAUCAAGCAAAUGCUUUUAAUUUAUGAAAUGGCAACGGAAUCUUGCCGUCACGAUGAUUUUUUAAAAGGAGAAAAAUUUAUGGCAUGUGUUGAGGAUUGUGGUUUAUAAUCUUUGGCUUCUUUUAAUAUAUAAAUUUUAAAAUACAAAAAAUAAAUAUUUUUGUUUCUUCUCAAGUCAAUUGGAAAAAUAUCAGA
Messenger RNA from Hylaeus volcanicus, 2686 nucleotides. RefSeq names its product vesicle-fusing ATPase-like. Gene Ontology annotation, molecular function: ATP binding; ATP hydrolysis activity. Gene Ontology annotation, cellular component: Golgi stack. The coding region runs from base 345 to 2600 and encodes 751 amino acids. The record is from RefSeq and is a predicted model, not a curated record. Gene Ontology annotation, biological process: intra-Golgi vesicle-mediated transport; SNARE complex disassembly; Golgi to plasma membrane protein transport. The transcript is spliced from 26 exons. NCBI's taxonomy places the organism in Eukaryota, Metazoa, Arthropoda, Insecta, Hymenoptera, Colletidae.